Messenger RNA from Amphiprion ocellaris (clown anemonefish), 2511 nucleotides. RefSeq names its product IGF-like family receptor 1 (gene igflr1). The transcript has 8 exons. Bases 83 to 1000 code for a protein of 305 amino acids. NCBI's taxonomy places the organism in Eukaryota, Metazoa, Chordata, Actinopteri, Pomacentridae. The record is from RefSeq and is a predicted model, not a curated record. Gene Ontology annotation, molecular function: protein binding.
CUUCAGCGUGACUUUGGAGGAGGUGGUGCUUUGCGGAGAGUAUUGGUUGAGAAUUUUUACUUUUGAGUUCAGUAUAUCGAAGAUGGGACCCAUUAAAAGGUGCCCGGACCCGACAACGCGCUGGGAUCCGAUCAGUCGUCAAUGCAUUUUGUGCAACAUAAGGCCAGGGUUUGAUCUAAUUGAUCAUUGUGGACAUGAUGAUUAUGGAUCGUCACACCAAGCACCACAUAAACGGUGCAAACCUGACACUUUCAAUGACGGCAGCAGUCCGUAUUGUAAACCCUGCUCCACGUGCGCUUCUGGACACGUUCAAGUGACACCGUGCAACGCAACGACUGACAUCGUUUGUUCCGACAUGAGAAGCAGUACGACCACAGUUCCUGUCACAACACCAAUAAGUACUCAAUACGUCCCAGCUUCUUCCAUCAAUCCAUCAAUGACCCAGAAAAUGGGAACGGAAGUCCAAAUAGCAGAAAGGAAUACACCAACUAUACCUCAUGUAGCAUGGGCAGCACCGUUAGCCAUCCUAAUUUCCAUCAUGCUUGCUGCCUUAUUGGCUUUCAUACUCAAAAUGAAACGGAAAAGAGGCCAACAUACAGUGAUUGGUUUUAACAGAAGAUCAUCUUGUGUCAAUCCAGGCUUCUCUCCUCUUCCUGCUCCAGCUGGUGACAAUGACCUGGAGGACAUUCUCAAUCACAACAUCCUGUCAGCACCUUUGCAGAUGGUGCUGGACAACCUGGAUGUUUUGGAGGAGUUGGUGAUUUUGCUGGAUCCAGAGACCCACGGAAUAAAGAACACCAAACAUCUGGCUUCGCUCUGCUCCUUCCCCUCCACCUGGGUGACCUACACCUACUCCAUGAAGGAGAGCAAGAGCCCCCUGAAAGCUCUGCUGGAGGCGGUGACCAGCAAGAACCCCGACUGGACUGUCGGUCACCUGGCGAAGCUGCUCAGACAUAUGGAGCGCAAUGAUGCCAUCGCUGCUCUGGCCAAACUGAGAUGAAUGAAAUUGGGGUAUAGUAGUUAUUUUACCCGACUGCAGAAAGUUGUGCAAGAUUUAGACAAUAUAGCUUUUUUCUGAUUGUAACUGUAAGAUUCUGUAUUGUACAUUAGGGCUGCAUGAUAAAUUGCUUCUGCAGAUCCCAAUAUUGCAAUGUGAAUUAUGGAAAAUUUGCACUGCUUAACAUGUUGCCUUCAUCUCCAUCGCUUUUUCGUAAAAGCCGCAAUGACAAUCACACUAGGCCAGACCUGGUGAUGUUUUAUCACUUGGCAGACAGCAAAGUCUGAACUGCACAGAAUCACAUUAAUGUAUGGAAAAGUGAUGCUCUUUGAGUUGUAUGAAGUGAUUUCAUGAAGGUUUUCUGACGUAUUUAAGCACCAGUAUUGGUCCAAAAACUAAAUUUGCUGAAACAAUUUGCAGCUUUUUUUGCUGCCUGUCUUAUAGAACAUCAUUUACUGCAAUUUCAAGGGCUUUGGAUUGACUUAGUUUGUUUGCUGAUGUGCAUGUGUCAUCAGCAAAAUGAGGAACAGGAUGGAAAUACUGAAAAGCAAGAUAAAAGGAAAUGCCAGGUCAGCUGGCUGGAAAUAUCUUGGCUUCAGAAAGGAAGACGCUGACUAAAUCAGCAGGUUCUCCGUAAGCAGUGUCUUGCAAUCGUUGGCACAACAUGAAGCAUUCACAAAUGAAUCAUCAAAACAAAACCGCAAUCCAAAGCAAAAACUAUUUGGGAUGAUUUUGCCAGUGUUUCAUGGUAUUAGUAAAGUUCUGUGCGUCAUUUUUCGGCUUUUUAAAAAUUAUUACUCCGCCAAGGAAUGUGGCAUCCUUACGUGACGAUCGGCAUACGUUUGUCUGUCUGGCUGUUAGCAGCAUUACUCAAAAACGGACAGACGGAUUUGGAUGAAAUUUUCAGGGAAGGUCAGAAAUGACACAAAGACCAACUAAUUAGAUUUUGGCAGUGAUGCAGCUUAUAGUCUGGAUCCACAGAUUUGUUAAAGUUUUCUGUAUUACGAGAUAGCGGCACGGCGUCACUGUAACUAUGACAACAAGUGAACACUACGUCAGCUGCCUGCUGACGAUCACAUGAUUGUGAUCCUACUGCAAAUCCACCGUUGUGGAAUUACCAGGACUUAUCCAUCGGAAAUGAUUCAAGAAACAAUUGAUUAAAUUGUGGGCUUAUUUCCAAGUCCCAUCAAUUCCCGCCAACUGCUACAUAUUUAGGUCAUGUGAUUCGGUGUCCGUACAAUAACGUACACAUGCAUAACACACCUGUGCUAAGCGCAAGGUUAUUCUUUAUUAUAGAUUUCAUCUGUCGGGAAUCAUACAACGACUGAGCAGCCUUGACAGAGUACUGUGCUCUCUAGUGCUUUUCUUGUUUUGUGUAUUAUAUGCAGAUCCACUUCCCUACAAAAUCACCAGUCAUUGUAGCAUCAUUCAUUCUUGUCAGUGUUAUUCAAGUCGUCUUGUGAAAAUUCAUGGGUUUUUUUUAUCAUUUCACAAUAAAACAUUUUGCAAUACAA